Molecule: messenger RNA, 711 nt
Organism: Talpa occidentalis (Iberian mole)
Lineage: Eukaryota; Metazoa; Chordata; Mammalia; Eulipotyphla; Talpidae
Product: sialic acid-binding Ig-like lectin 13
Exons: 4
Biological process (GO): cell adhesion
Cellular component (GO): plasma membrane
Molecular function (GO): sialic acid binding
Source: RefSeq, a predicted model, not a curated record
AUGCUGCCACCGCUGCUGCUGCCCCUGCUGUGGGCAGGGGCCCUGGCUCAGGAUCAGAGAUUCUGGUUGCGCCUGCAGGAGCGGGUGACGGUGCAGGAGGGCCAGUGCGUCCUCGUGCCCUGCGAAGUCUCCUACCCCAAGGAAGGUUACACUGAGCACAGCCCAGCCUAUGGCUACUGAUUCAGGGCCAAAGGAGGGCCUCAGGGUACACAGCAUGUUCCAGUGGCCACAAACAACCCAAGUCAUGAGGUGCAGAAGGAGACCCGGGGUCGCUUCCACCUGCUGGGGGACCCCCGGAACUACAGCUGUUCCCUGGACAUCAGAGAUGCACGGAGAGAGGACACGGGGACCUACUACUUCAGGGUGGAGAGAGGGGGUUCUGUGAAAAUGAGUUACAUGAAUCAGCAGCUUUCUGUAACUGUGACAGCACUGACUCACAGGCCGGACAUCCACCUCCAGGGGCCUCUCCAGCCUGGCCGGCCCAGGAACAUCACCUGUGCAGCGCCCUGGGCCUGUGGCAGGAGGACACCCCCUGCCUUUUCCUGGAGGGGGGUCGUCCUCAGUGCCACGAGCACCGACUCCCCGGUGCUCACCCUCAGCCCGGGGCCCGAGCACCACGGCUCCAGCCUCACCUGCCGGGUGACCUUCCCCGCAGUGAACGUGAGCACAGAGACCACCGUCCGGCUCAGCGUGGGCUGGCAGCAGAUGUAG